AUGACGCAGCAACACGUUCAGGUGCACCCUCCGAGAGGAAAAGAAUCCCGAAUUUCUGCGGUGGAGGUUUCCAAUGUGCAAAGCCGCUUAUUGGAGAUUGAGAUGCUUCUUGGGCUUAGCUCGAUACGGAACAAAGCUAACAAAUGGAGGAAAAUUGGAUCCCAACAAAUAGUUUUGGACAGUGAGAUCCCGGACGACAUCAUUCCGUUCCAACUCCCCAAGGAUGUCUACUCGAUUGUGGCAACUUGUGGCGCUUCAUCACCAUCAUUUUGGAUUGCGUUGCUAGUCAUAUUUGGUCUCCAAAUUUCGCUGCUUGUGCUCCUGCUCCUUGAUCAAAUCGGACUUGAAGAUGAUAACGUGUUGGGUACACCAGCCAAUGUUGAAGUAAUUGUUCGCGCUGCUCAAGUACUCGCACUAGUGAUUGCCUUAUUCAGCCAAAGUGAUCUUCGGCAAGGUGUAGAGGGAAUUUCAGAAGGAUUGCCAGGCAUCUAUCAAGGCAAUGACAGCUUUCAAACCAUGGGUCCAGCGCGAUGGCAUUUUGCUUAUGCCAUUCGGUUUCUUCAAGGGUUUGUCAACUUGUUUGCAUCAUUUGUCUUGCUGCUUCAGGCUGAGACUGUGUUCGACGUAUUGCUGAAUUUCCUGGGCGUCCAGUUCAUAUCGGAUCUUGACGAUCUGGCAUUUGAUCUGGGUGGAAAAGGGUACUUUGGAUACUCGGCGCAACAGGUUAUCCAUAACAUUAUGCAAGCAAGAUUCCUUCGAGAUUCUACAACUCACAAAUGUCGUACUUACGCACACGUGAUUGGCAUCUUUGCCGUGUUGGUUGUCAUGGUCGGUAUCUUCCCAAACCUGGCCAUUCAACAAGACCAAGGUGUUUUUGCAAUUGAGACUGUGACAGCUGAAUUUGGCGACGAGGUGAUCUCGUUCAUGGGUCUCUUCAAUGGUUGCUACAGAGCCAGAAAGGAAGGUCCGGCCCUGAAUAGGCGACUGGUCUAUAAACAGAUUGGAUCAGAGGUAAAUGGUGGCAAAUUUGGAUAUUGCGAUAACCUCGAAGAGGCGUCAUCUGAGGGCUGGGUGUUCUUUCAAGGCGACUCAGUGGAGGAUGCGUGCGAGACGUACAUUCUCCGGUCUGACAAAACCAACACAUUUGACUUACUGGAUGCAGCGGCCACCCAAUGGUAUACAAAAGGUGGUCAGCUUGUUGAUUACCUGCAGGUGUCGCAGGUUCCAGAGGAUUCAAUGUCAAGAGAGUGUGGCUUGGGAAUCUUUCGUCGAACCAAUAAUACCUGUGACCUACUAGAGCUACCCACAAGAUUCGACAGUCUACAAGGUACUGGUUCGCGGCUGUUUGAGAAGCUAGACGUGACUUCAGUACAGGUUGGCGACUACCUUGAUACAACACAAUCCCACCCAAUCUAUCUCGGCAAGUCAUCGUCGGAGAUUAUCCUAUUCACCGGUCGUAGAUGGGUGAUGACUACGAUAGAUGAAGGGAGUGAAAAGUUUUCAAGCAUCAGAGAUGGCUCAAAGUGGAACCAUACUGCAGUACUUGAUUACUUUUACAAUCAAGGCUUUCCGGCAAUGGAACAAAGCAAACUUAAAAGUCGUGAAUGGGUCUUGGCCAUUAGCGAAAUUGUUGAUACCACUACUGAUCCUGGAACACCAUUGGCCUUACAGUGGUACAAUGUGCGAUACGAAUCAAACACGGGCCGCAGUUUCCCAUUUGCAGACCUCACACGACCCCAAGAGGCCAAACUGGGCUGUGCACGGUGUGAUGAUGAGUUUGUUUGUUGUGCAAAUGAAGGCGUUUGCGUUAACGGGGUUUGCGAAUGCCAAAAUCGUGCUACUGGAGUACUCUGCGAGGACGCUCCAUUGGGAGACGGGCUUUGCGACGAUUAUUUCAACACAGCCAAUUUUGAUUACGAUGGCGGGGAUUGCUGUGGAAGCACAUGUACCGGAGCACUAUGUGGGCGAGGUGGUCUGAGUGUCGCUUUUGGUGUCGAUCUGAGAGACAAUACUUUCUUAAGCCAGCACCUGAAAGAUGAAACUGUUAUUGGAUUUGAAAACUGCUUUGAUCUUGAAAUGGAGACGUUUACAAUUGAAUUGGUUCCUGUCGACGUACCCCUUGACGAGAUUCCCAUGACGGCUGGACGAAACUGUGGUCUCGAAUCCGUGACAGUAAUUUGCGAUGGUGUCCUAUAUCUUCGAACCCCCAACCUGUACAUGGCUGAAAGUAUUGACGAGGGGGUGGAAAACUGCCACGAAGAUGCUCCUAUGAUUCAGCCAAUUCACUUGCCGGCCGGAGUGAACUGUGAGUUGUCAAGACCGUUGGAUGACUUUGAAUGGUUUUAUGAUGCUUUACUUUUUCGAGGGAAUACUACAGAUUCAACCAGUAUCCGGCAAGGAAACAACUCAGCAACUUCUCUAUCAUGGUUGGUACCAGCUGAAUGCCUUGCUGAAGUUUUUACAGAAUAUUUGGGCGACGUCAAUCGACUCUACGAUACAAACUCUCCCGAAGGUGCUGCAAUCCAACGCAUGGCUUCCGAUGGAACUUCAGCUCUGUUGUGUACUCUUGAUCAAGAUCUGGUUAAGGAGAGAUACGCACUGACAAUGCUCAAUAUCUCACUUGUCUUUGAGUCUCAAACUUCGCAAGAACACCAAUGUUAUGGAUGGGGAUCAGGGUCACUUGGGAUUGAUAUCAUCUCGAACCUUGAUCUUCCUAGCAAUUAUGAUCUCUUUGGAACAUUGCCAACAGAAAUUGGUUUGCUUAAUUCAUCUUUGACACGUCUAAAUCUGAAUGCAACAGGAAUUACGGCACCACUGCCAAUAGAAUUUUUUAAGCUUUCAACAUUGGCAUAUCUUGAUCUUGGGCUUUCUUUUGAGGGCACAAUUCCUACUGAAAUCGGAUUGCUCUCCGAACUUACGCACCUGAACUUUGAGUCAGAAUAUCGGAAUCAGAUUGCCGUCAAUGGAACGUUGCCUACAGAAAUUGGGAAGCUUACGAAGCUCUCGUAUCUCAAUCUGCGGUUCAAUUCUUUGACUGGAACAAUGCCGACGGAAAUUGGUCUGCUCUCCGAACUCGGGUACUUGAACCUUGAGGGUGGAGAAUUGCGUAGCUGCAACUUAUCUGGAAAGAUUCCGACAGAAAUUGGACUGCUCGAUAGCCUAGUCGAACUGUCUUUGGGAAACAACAAUCUCAGCGGAGUCGUACCUACUGAAAUUGGUCUCUUGACCAAUCUCACCACCUUGGAUCUAGCUUCGACCGAUCUAAGUGGAAGCAUUCCAAGUGAAAUCUGGGCGCUACCGAAUCUUUCUAGGCCUGAUUUUUCUGGAAGCGGUCUGUAUGUUGAUGUGACAGACCCAGACUUCUCUUGUGAUGAAACGACUGUAGAACUUGUACUAAUGGGAGAGAAUUGGGCAGUUGAAGUGACAUGGGAAAUCACCACAGAUGAUGGCACUGUGGCUGCAUCAGGUGGCGGUAGCUCCUUGUACCCGAUCCGUUGGACUCCGUACCUCGAAAAGAUUUGUGUUCCAUCGGAUGCUUGCACCUUUACCCUUUUGGACCAAGGCGGCGAGAUUGUUAAAAUCAUACGAUUGGGGGUAUUCCACCAGUUCAAUCCGAUGUUUACAGAGAGGGGGGCUUCCAUGGAUAUAUGUACAUAA
Messenger RNA from Cylindrotheca closterium, 3657 nucleotides. The record is from the annotation of a GenBank genome assembly. NCBI's taxonomy places the organism in Eukaryota, Bacillariophyta, Bacillariophyceae, Bacillariales, Bacillariaceae.